Molecule: messenger RNA, 804 nt
Organism: Pieris macdunnoughi
Lineage: Eukaryota; Metazoa; Arthropoda; Insecta; Lepidoptera; Pieridae
Source: the annotation of a GenBank genome assembly
AUGGCAUCAUCAUCAUCUAACAUUGAUCUAACAGGACCCACCUUCUGCAUUGUGACUGGGUCUUCACAAGGCAUUGGAAAAGUUAUUGCUAUUGAGUUUUCAAAAUUAUUUGGCCCAAAUUCUGUGUUGUUGCUUUUGGCACGUAAAACAGAAGAAUUAGCUCAAACCGCAAAACUCUGUGAAUCUGAUAAUGUUAAAGUUAUCUACAAAUCCAUCGAUUUAUCUGUGGCUACUGAACAGGAGAUGUGUGAUAUAAUUAACCAGGCAUUGAGUGGCCACAAAGUGACGGAUUUCACCGCCAAUAUAAUCUUCCAUAAUGUUGGAUCUCUGGGCAACAUGUCCAUUAAAACAUCUUGUAUAGAAAAUGUUAAUGAGAUGAGGUCAUAUUAUGACUUGAAUGUCUUUAAAGUGAUAUCAUUGAACACUCAGUUUUUGAAACUGUUUGAAGAAGUUGAGGACAGGAUUAUCAUUGUCAAUAUUACUUCCCUGUGUGCUGUUAAACCAAUGAGCGGCAUGGCAUAUUAUUGUAGUGGCAAAGCUGCUCGUGAAAUGUACUUUAGGGUCCUUGCAGAAGAGAAAAAGGACAUGAUAGUACUUAAUUACUCCCCUGGGCCAGUGGAAACCACUAUGAUUGAUGUUGUCAUUGAUAAGACUGUUAAUGAGAAUCUCCGUGACGUAUUCACUACCUUCAAAAAACAAGGUACUCUGUUAAAAGCUGAAACAACAGUUAGAAAAUGUAUCAAAGUCUUAGUUGCUGGUAAAUUUAAGUCGGGAGAUCAUGUUGAUUUCUUUGAUGAUGAAUAG